Drosophila albomicans is the source of this 716-nucleotide messenger RNA. Its product is annotated as bromodomain-containing protein 3-like. Lineage: Eukaryota; Metazoa; Arthropoda; Insecta; Diptera; Drosophilidae. The record is from RefSeq and is a predicted model, not a curated record. The transcript is spliced from 3 exons. Gene Ontology annotation, biological process: chromatin remodeling; regulation of DNA-templated transcription. Gene Ontology annotation, cellular component: nucleus; chromatin. The coding region runs from base 144 to 716 and encodes 190 amino acids.
ACUACAACAUAACUUGGAAGCAAAAAAAUAAGAUUUACCAGUUAAAGCUAUAAAUUUUUCUUUUUGAUUUUGUGCUACGUUUUUUGUGUGAACGUUCAACUUUCAAACAUCGUCUUCGAUAUCGUUCCUUAUCUUUUAUAAGUAUGGCAUUCUGUAAUCCGAACGCAAAUGUUUUGCAAUUGUCCAGCGAUGAUACAAGUGACUCGGAUGACGAAUCAAAUUCCUCUAAGGCAUACAUCGCCAAACUGAAAGUCCUUGAAUCGAAGGCGCUAGAACUAAGGAAGGAGAUCAACAAAUUGUUCGAGGAAAUGGCCAGAAAGAAGGCCAGAAAGAAGCGGAAUGAGAAAAAGAAGAGUAGCAGCAGCACCGACACUGGAACUGUCAGUGAGCGCGACAUCAGCAAAAGUAAGUCCAGCCAGUUGAUGAACUUUGAUUCGCAGGAGAAGGAUGCCACCGUCAAGUUCAUGUCGUACGAUGAGAAGCGACAGCUCUCGCUCGAAAUUCAUAAGCUGCCAGGUGACAAACUGGGACGUGUGCUGCACAUUAUACAAAAUCGGGAGCCAUCGCUGCGCGACUCAAAUCCGGAUGAGAUUGAGGUCGAUUUUGAGACACUAAAGCCAUCGACGUUGCGCGAGCUUGAAAGCUAUGUGGCGUCGUGUUUGCGCAAAAAAACACGCGAUGAUAUUGAGCCGCCACCACGCAAGAAGAUCACUUGA